This is a messenger RNA of Platichthys flesus (European flounder), 6176 nucleotides long. RefSeq names its product proline-rich transmembrane protein 3. NCBI's taxonomy places the organism in Eukaryota, Metazoa, Chordata, Actinopteri, Pleuronectiformes, Pleuronectidae. The record is from RefSeq and is a predicted model, not a curated record. The transcript has 4 exons. The coding region runs from base 473 to 3580 and encodes 1035 amino acids.
CACACACGCGCACUGAAAUACAAUGAGGGCCCGAGCCUGAAACUGCGUGACACAGACCUCUGUUGCGUAACAGUCGUGUCGGGCGGUAGGUUAAUAGGUAGGCAACCGUGUUCAUCCGCUUGCGAGCAGAAAAAAAAAGAGGGAGGGAGAGAUGUGAGGAGAGAUGGAGCGGUCUGUCGGAGGGGGCGUACGUCUCCUCACUGGCUCAUGACUGGAGGGAGCUGGCCGCCGCACAAGGUUGCUGAGCGCACACCCGCUCUGUGGAUGCGUGUGAGAGCUGCGUUUCUCACGUCCCGCGCCCUGAUAAAACGACGGUGAACCGCGGAUCGCUUCGGAUAUGCCGUAGCAUCCGGUGUCCUGCCGCAGAGGACGCCAUUGGAGGGAGCAGCACGGCCCCGCAGCUGAAGGAUGGUGUGACUGAUACAGAGACAGACUGAGGGACCAGUCACUGCUCGCCACAUAGAGGCAGACCAUGGCUCCCAUGUCCCUCCUCUUUCUGGGCUUCUUCCUGUCCUUCAUCCAUUCUUCACAUACCCAGACCAUCAUCGGCUCUUCCUCGUCAUUUCCUCCUCUCGACCUGCCAAUUAAUUCUUCACCUCCACCAACCAAGCAAACUGUUAGUUUCUGGCCCUCUUUACCUCCCAGAGGGCGCAGUGAUGUGCCCGUCAGAGCGACAGUCCGGGAUAGGCUGAAGAGUAUGAAUGCAGUGCAACAGGGGCAAAGAGUGACCCGUCCCACUGUGCAGUCCAUUCCUUCUUUUAUAUCCGGCCUCUCUGCAAAGAACCUCAGCAUCGGGACAGUUUCAACCAAACCGACUGCCUCCAGGCCCAGGACUGACACAGCCGGUUUAACCUUCAGCAGGGCCUUUGCAAAGGGGGACACUGCUACAAAGGGCUUGACUCCACCUCUUCCCACUGCUGUCGCUGAGCCUGCAGGUAACAAGGCAGGUAAUCCAGAGUCAGAGGAUGAUGAUCCACAGGGGUUAGGAUCAGGUUUAUCUCCAACAACAAUGCUUGUGAAGGAGGAAACACCUGCUCCAACGGUUGGCGAUGAAAUGUCGCAGUAUCGGCCUCAGGCACAGACGGUGAUAUCUAAAAGUUCUGACGAAAAGACACCACCACCUGAGAGUCAGACUGUGAAGCCUCCGGUGUUUGUGCUCACAACGGCCAGUAAAACCACAACAACACCACAGACACCAGAGACGAGAGCAACACUGUCCCCUGUCGUGACGAAAGCAAUACCUCAGACUGUAGUUUUAACAGGAGACCUGACAGCGAGCACACUUCCUCCGCAGCAGGACUCUGUGAUGACCACCACCAUUGUGUCUCCUGAGAAUGAGCCACAGGCUUCAGAGCGGCCAGUCACUGCCCGAAGCCAGAAGAGUUCGCCUUCAAAAACCACAACACCACAAGUGACGACCACAUCUACAGCUACUGUGCUUACUACAACAGUUGCGGCUGUGAGAGCGUCCUCGAAAGCAUCAAACCCAACCAACAUAAUGACGCAACAAGGAGGGAAUACAGCCAGCACAACAAGGACAGGAAAACCUCCCUUCCUCACCACCGGUGUAGUCCCAGUCACCCGGAUAAGGAUUUUCCCCACCUACCAGAGUGGUAUUGGUCAGAAGAACCGCUCCAUUCUCCUGGGACAUCCUCACCAAGCUCCCCACGCUACUUAUAACCCAGUUCCCUCUCCCAGCGCCAGUCCCUCUAAUGAAACCUAUCUGUACUGGGGUGACCUGAGCCGGACGCUGGCAUUCGCCUGGGAGCUUCAUGUCUACGGUUCAGCAAGUCUCUUCCUCCUCCUGUUUGCAGGAGCUGCUCUCGGCCUCACCCUGUCCCCUGCCACAAACUGUCCACAUCGGGGUGCUGUUGCACUCGCCAACGCUCUAUUGUUUCUAGCCGGAGGCCUUAGGGCAGCUCUGUUUCUAAUUGACCCCUAUGGCACACGGAAAUUGCUCCCCCGCCCUGCAGUUAUGGUGCUCUACAACUUGCCCCUACACCUGCUGGUGUGGACGCAUGCUGCCCUGGCACUGUUGGCCAUAAGGGUGGCAGGGGUGAGUUUGUUACCUUCAACCAUGGAGCGUCCUCCUCUGGUGGCUGUGUUGGCUGUGCUGCAGUGCACCCUGCUGCUGGCAGCCGAUCUGCUCUCCCCAGCCCUGUCCCCUGUGGUGCCCGUCACCCUGCAGGUCCUGUCGCUGUGCUGGGGCCUGGCUCUCUGUCUGGGUUUUCUCUGCUACGUCUUUCCACGUAUACGCUGCCCACCGCUUCCCCAGCCUGGAGUCCCUGAACAGGGCAUGAGGAAGGCUUGGACAGGGAGCAGGAGGAUAGGCGUGGUCCUGGGGAGAGUCCUGGCAGUGUGUGCAGUGGUGGGGGCCUUGUGCUGUGGGCUGCAUGUUUAUGCCACCUUAUGGCUCUAUGGGCUUCUAGGGGACUGGACACACUUCAACUGGGGAUGGUGGCUGGUUCACUUCUGGGCCCGGCUCUUGGAGCUCUCCUGGGGGUUCUCGCUCCUUCUCCUGAGUUCUUGGCUUUUCUGGAGGCCCCAAGGUUACCAGGGAAGGGAGGAGGGUGGAGCAGAUGGCAGAGCCGCUGGAGACGUGCCAUCCCCUGGCCAAUCUGUAGGGUCCACUCAAAGACAUACCUGCUGGUCCAAGAUAGUGCAGAGCCUGAAAGUGAAGCCUUGCAGAAAAUCUGAGAGCAAUGGGGUAGGAGGAGGAGGGGGGGGAGGAGGAGGAGGUGGACCAGGAGCACCAGGGGAGAUGCCUAACAACUGGGCUGGUCAGGAACGUCCUGGAGCUGAUAUCAGUAAAAGUCUGAUCAGGAACCAGAACCACGAGCAGGUCACUGCCGUGCCACGCUACGUCAAAGACAACAACAGGGGACGCAACCAUAGGGGCCACUCUGCAGAACGAGGCGUAUCUGAUGGCUCCACAGGCUCCCUGCUGAGACUGCAGGCGCUGGGACGUCCUCCUCAGCGCUCAGUGAGUGGCAGCCUGGAUCAGGAUAAGGACACUUCCCUGUCUCUGUGUGACUUUGAUCUACGCCCCCCCUCUCCCAUCAACCUGACCCGCAGUAUUGAUGAGGCUCUGCACAGGGGGCACCUACUGGAAGGAGGCAGCCUAUUUUAUCCUUACAACCAAAACUCGCAGUCUCCCUCCCCGGGCUCAGGGGGCAGCCAGGGACCCUGGCUCCGCAGGAACAGUGAUCCUCAGAUGCUCUCUGAGAGCAGCGAGGCCCCGACAGAGUCGUCCAUGCCACUAGGUGGCAGCAUACUCAGCAGUGUACCAAGUAGGCAGGUGACUGCUCCCCCCACACCUUCCCAUCAGGGUAACAGGUGGGCUGGGAACGGGGUGGCAAGUGUUCCCUCAUCAGUGUCCUGCCCUGUGUCGCUUCGUCCCACCAGAAUAUCUACUGGGCAUCUGGGGGACGACGGAGUGGAUGACACGCGGCCAUUCAUCACGCCUGACUCAGAGAGGGUGCGGGGAAGGGCUGGGAGGCCGGCGGGAUCACGGAGUUACCUGGAGGUCAGUCGACAUGAUGACUCUGCCAGUGUGAGCAGUGAAAUCAUUGACUUAUAAACCAGACUGUGGACAUGAGGACCAAUGACUCAACAUCAGACACGCCCAUUUAACAAACGCUGUUCCUUUAACAAAUAUUAGGAAAAUCUGUUUACCUUGUUAAGGAUUCAACAACUGUGUUUGUGGAACCGAAAUGUUAAAUAUUUUACUCUGGGAGUAAAACUGAGAGCUAAAGCACAGAUAAACAACAACUCUCCAUCUCUCACGAACUCUUUUUGUUUUCAAAUGCCCCCACACACGCACACGCACACACACACACACACUCACACACUGGCAUUACAUUAACACAACUUCAAUAACAAUGGGACCAUACACACAUUGCCUACACUUGAGAACAGCUGUUCAGUAUAUGUAGGAGUGAAAUUUGUCAUGGAUAUAGAUUUAAUUCAACCAUCAAGUAAGAAAUCGAUGUGAUAGUUUCAUAUCAUGAAUAACGUCAACAUGAAACUAUUUGUAUUUACUUUCUGAGUUUUAAUAAGUUUCAAUGUGGCUCCAUUUUCGAUAUCGUCUUCGUGAAAACAUGUCUGCAUGUCAACAGUCGUGAAUUUCAUUGCUUUCAUGAAGUUUAUUCUCCGUCUUUCAUGUUUCAGUUUGCUCUGUGAUGUGCCAUACAUGACCACGGUCGGUUCUGUGCUAUUUUUAAUGGUUUUACAAACCCAUUGUUUGGGUUAACUUUCUAUAGCGUCUAACCAGUAUCAUAGUGACUCAGCUAUGGAUUACUACUUCUAAGCUCUUAACAUGCUGCCGCUGUUGUUGUUGUCGUCGUCUAUUUUGCCUUGUAUGUCGAUGUGAAGCUAGUUACAUAAAGAUGCAGGCAGUGAACAACAGUCAGAGACAUGCAGACGCAUGCUUAUGCGGGAAAUGAAUUCCAAGCAUUCACAUGUGAGGUAAAUGCAUUUCAUCUUGACUUUUUGCUGUUAAGACAAAGCUCCUGCAACUAAUGUACAACUGAAGCCUCUGAAUGCAUUUUUACAGAAUCUAACUUUAGAAUAGGAAUCCUAAUCAGUUGCAUUGAGUCGAUUCACACAGUUUGAUCUCUUCUCUAAUAAGACGCUUCACAGCUUUGCAGAGCUGCAGCCAGUGGUGUAGGAAGUAUUCAAACAUUUUACUGUGGUAAAAGUACAAAUAAAUGGACAAAAAAAUUGUACUCAAGUAAAAGUACCACAACAAAAUUUCUCCUUGACUAAAAUUAUUAAGUACUUGUUUUUAAUUAUACUUAAAGUAUUCAAAGUAAAAGUACUCACAGUGUGCAACGUCUUCCCAAUGCAAGAGCCUACGACAUCAGUAACUGUGCCUGUGUAUCUUGAUUUGAUUCAAGAAUACUAUCUCUUUUAAAAUACGGCCUUGCAUCACGUAUUACUAAUGGCUGGGUCUCGGCGGUGGCCUGUUCGCAGAUGAUCUAAUGUUACAGCUUUGAUUGGAUCAGUCGACCAAUUUUAUUGUUAUUACAUAUUAAUAAUAAUAAAAUAAACAAAAGAACGUGUUGUAAAGUGAUUAUGUAAAUGAAAAAUGUAUUUAAUGUACGUUUUUUACUGCCCCACUGGCUGCAGCACACACGACUGGCCUGGCAUGAACCUGGGAACUGUUCUAGUUAAUUAUUAUCAGAGCACUUAACUGAACGCCUGAGCACUAAAGUAUUUUACUACUCUAGGGGGAAAUGUCCUUCAACUAUACGAUGUAUAAGCGACGAUGUAAAUACAGUUAUUUUUGAUGUUCAUGAAUAAAGGUGUAAUUGAAACAGUCAAUAGUUGUAACUGUGAAAGACAAUCUGAAGUAAUGCUUUUGCAGAACGUUGCGCUAUUUUGAUCCGAUUGAGAUGACGUGCAUAUCGAGGACUUCCUGGACUGUGCUCAGGAUUGUAAUAAUGAUACUGGUUUUUCCAAAGAAGAUCUGAUGGCCGUGGUCCGCAGGAUUUGGAUUUCUAUUAAAUUGUUUCUGUCAUUAAAUGAUUUCAACGACAUUUGUAAAGAAACAAACAAAACACACUAGUUUGUCUUUUUUCCUGAAAUUAAGCCGGUGGUUCCCAUUGUUCAGUUUUAAAGUUGCAAGGAUUUAUUGAAAACUACUACGAUUAUUGAAAACUGAGACUCUUCUACCUGAAAUGCUACUUUGGAUGCUUGUGUUAAUAUCUUAUUAUAUUUUGACAUUUUAUCCCAAGUGGAGUUUGGAGUAAAACGUAACUCAUGCCCCUGUUACCGCUGAGAGCCAAUCCAUGACUUGUUUUCCAGUUACCUCAGGGUGACUUGCAGCUCCUCCCAGUGAUGUGAGAUAUUUGACUUGUUUAGUAUUUUGCAGUACAAUGGCCUUGUGUUGUCAACAUUCCAAUGCACCUGUACGAUUUCAGUGCCCCAGUCCUCAAUAUUACACAUUUUUCUUCAUGACCAGGGUGGUACCUCAGCGCCCCACAGUGUUCUCCCCUCUACGCAGCAGUAUGUGCCAUAGAAAAUACAAAUCAUUGUACCCUCUCCAGUCUGUAGCCGCAGUGCAGGAGUACAGUGUUAGUUUGAUUCAUUUCUUUUGCUCAUUGAACUUCUGUUCUUGUAUUUCUUGCCGCAUUUUGUGUCUGGAUCCAAAAUAAAAAUGAGGAACCUCAAAA